GUUUGUGGUUAUUUGUAACCACCUCCUGACUGCUGGGCAGACAGUCUGAAUGUUUUAUUUAGUGUUCCGCGUUGAUGUUUGCAAAGGUUCACCCAAAUACUGUCUGCAGGCAAUUCUUGGGAUUUGCUACGUUUUACAGGGAUAUUGACGUAACAAGCCUUUUCUUUCACUUUUCGUGCCAGGUUUCCAGCUCUGCAUUCUUCCUCAGAGAUCUUUAAUACAGGGAUCAGUGCAAUGAAGGUCAUUUUUGCAUUUCUCAUUUGCUUGGGAUGGGGCUCUACAUCUCAAGCAGAUAUAGGGAAGACAUUCCACGCCCGGACAUCAAACGAUAGGAAUCCACGGCUGGUUCUAAGUCAUGCCUCCUUCUCCUGGGCUAAUUGUGGGAGUGCAAAGGAACCCGCAGUGCUCAAGUCUCUUUCAAUCCAACCAGAUCCAAUCAGCAUUCCUGGGGAUCUCAAAGCCAGUGCAGCAGGUUCCUCCGCCAUUACCCUUGCAGCACCUUUAACGGCUAAUAUAACCGUGCAUAAGGAAGUUGUUGGAAUAUGGGUGAAAAUUCCAUGUGUUGAAGAAAUUGGAAGUUGUGUUUAUAACGAUGUCUGUCAACUGCUGGAUGAAGCGAUCCCACCCGGAGAAAACUGCCCAGAACCGCUAUAUACAUACGGACUCCCGUGUCACUGUCCUUUCAAAGCGGGCGAGUACUCUCUGCCAAACACUUACUUCUACCUCCCUCCUGUCGAACUCCCAUAUUGGAUGACCAAUGGGAGCUACAAAGCUAUGGGAGUCCUGACCAAUAACAAACAGGAGUUGGCUUGUCUCGAAAUCUCCUUCUCUCUUAAGUCACAAUGAUUAAAUUCAAUCAGUAUCCUUCCAUUCCAGAAGCUGCAGUGGAAGAGGUGCAGAACAAGAAAUCAUCGACAUUGCUUUUUAUCUCCAUGCUGGCGUCAAUGCUACAUUGCUGGUAUUUUUUUCUCCCCUCUAAUAUCAACAGCUGUUUUGCAAUAGCAAAUGCAUUGUUUCUGUUCGAAAUUGAAUCAGACAUUGUCUCCAUCAAUCGAGAUUUCUGUUCUUAUUAACCAGAACUAAGAUAUUUGCUUCUGCUUUUCUGAACUUGGUUCCUGAUUUACAAAUCACUUGGCCUGUCAGCUUUGAAAGCCAUGCUUAUAUAUGGUCAGAGUUCACCCUAGCCAAACAAUAAACAGAAACUCCAGUAGCAUCAUGCUUCAAAGGAAGCCUUUCAGCCCAGCAUUCCUGUGCUGGUUCUUUGAAAGAGCUAUCCAAGUAGUUCCAAUAUCCUGCUUUUUCUCUAAAUGUUAUCAUCUUCAAGUAUUUACCAAUUCUUCAUUUGAAAGUUUACUAUUAAAUUCGCUUCCACUACUUUUUCAGGCAGUGCAAUCUAGAUCACAACUCAGUUUUAAAAGAAAAUUCUCAUCUCCUGUCUAAUUCUUUUCCAAUUAUUUAAAUCUGGUUAUCAACCCUCCUUCUAAUGGAAAUGGUUUUUCCUCAUCAUAGAACAGUUACAGCACAGGAGGAGGCCACUUGGCCCACUGUGUCCAAUGCUGGCUCUCUACAAGAGCAACUUAACUAGUGCUGCUCCCCCACCUUUACCCGUAGCCCUGCAGUUUUAUUCCAUUCAGGUAAUUACCUAAUUCUCUUUUGAAAGCCACAAUUGAAGCUGCCUCCAUCACAAUCUCACAGUGAAUUCCAAAUCCUAACCACUCAGUGUUAAAACAGUUUUUUCUCAUGUUGCCUUUGGUUCUUUUGCCAAUCACCUUAUUUACUCUAUUGAAACCCUUAUUGAGCAGCAGCACUAGGUUACUUCAAACUAACCAUUACUUCAACAGAUGCCAUAUGAUAGUACAUGUGCUGUACUUUGGGGAGAGAUGAUGGCGUAGUGAUAAUGUCACUGGACUAAUAAUCUAGAGGUCCAUGCUAAUGUUCUGGGGACAAGGGUUCAAAUCCCACCACGGCAGCUGGUGGUGUUUAAUUUCAGUUAAUAAUCUGAAAUUGAAAAGCUAGUCUCAGAAAUGGUGACCAUGAAACCGUUGUCAAUUGACAUAAAAACCCAUCUGGUUCACUAAUGUCCUUACCCCAGACCCACAGUAGUGUGGUUGACUCUUAAAUGUCCUCUGAAAAGGUGUGGCAAGCUGCUUAGUUCAAAGGCAAUUAGGGAUGGGCAACAAACGCUGGCCUUGCUGACACCCAUUCCCAUGAAAAAAUAAUUUUAAAAUUAUCGGACAGACUGCAACAAUAAGUUAUUUUUGGUGUAUUAAAGAUGUUCAAAUUAUUAACACCAGUUUAUUCAUGUGACUGAGGCUAAUUUGUAAUUUUUUUUCUCUAUGAUCCAUGUUACAUGGAACAUUAGUAGCACUCCAGGGGAUUAAUGAUUCCGUUUUUAAAGGGGCAUAUUUUUUCCAUUCAUGAAAGAGUGAACGGCAAGCCUUUGUUUGGGGGGAAAGAGAAGAGACCUCUGCAUCAUUUUUAUUCCGAACACAUGACACAUGAUGAAUAUCGAGGUGCACCACACCACAUUUUGUUUGCAAAGAAAUGGAAAAAGUUCUUUGCUAUGUACUUUUUCUCAUGACCUUUCAAGCAGGUCUCAGGAUCUGGAUCUUUGUUAUCGUUUGUAAAAUUUCAUGUCAAAUUCGUUUGAAAUAAAUGAAAUUAACAAUGCUUUGUAAUUUAAAAAAUAAAAGUUCUGUCUGCCUUUG
Molecule: messenger RNA, 2708 nt
Organism: Carcharodon carcharias (great white shark)
Lineage: Eukaryota; Metazoa; Chordata; Chondrichthyes; Lamniformes; Lamnidae
Product: ganglioside GM2 activator-like
Exons: 4
Coding region: 235-846 (203 amino acids)
Biological process (GO): lipid transport; ganglioside catabolic process
Cellular component (GO): cytoplasmic side of plasma membrane
Molecular function (GO): lipid carrier activity; enzyme activator activity
Source: RefSeq, a predicted model, not a curated record